Molecule: messenger RNA, 2184 nt
Organism: Saccostrea cuccullata (small rock oyster)
Lineage: Eukaryota; Metazoa; Mollusca; Bivalvia; Ostreida; Ostreidae
Product: transcriptional repressor protein YY1-like
Exons: 10
Coding region: 71-1213 (380 amino acids)
Biological process (GO): regulation of transcription by RNA polymerase II
Cellular component (GO): PcG protein complex; transcription regulator complex; chromatin
Molecular function (GO): DNA-binding transcription factor activity, RNA polymerase II-specific; RNA polymerase II cis-regulatory region sequence-specific DNA binding
Source: RefSeq, a predicted model, not a curated record
AUGUGACUCAGAAGUAACUACGCGAUUUGACCCCCAACGAAGGUAUCCCCGCCAUUAACGUCAAACCAACAUGGCGUCCGUCAUCGGUUCCGAAGUAGAAAUACAGGAGGUGGAGGUGGAAUCCAUCCCGGUUGAAAUGCCCAUAGAGACAGUUGAAACAACAGACGAGACAGUUGAAGUUCAACCUAUGAUAGCUCUACAACCGCUCCCAGAUGCACAGGAAGAAAUUGUUUUACAGACAAGAGAAGAAGUUGUAGGUGAUCCAAACCUCGUGUAUGCGGAUUCUAUACCUGUACCAGCCCCUGAAAUUGAAAUAAGUACAGAGGAGACACAUACGUUGAAGAGAGGUAGAGGCGGAAAGAAGAAGGGUGCUAAAAAUCGAGGACUUUUAAGCGGUUUAGGCACGGAACUAACUCUUGACUCACCUUCUUCAGCUAAAAAAUGGGAACAGAAACAAGUGCAAAUAAAGACACUGGAAGGAGAAUUCUCUGUGACUAUGUGGGCUACAGGAACAGAUGAUAAGAUAAAGCUAGAAGAGGAUGCCUCAGUAUCUGAAACUGAUGCAGACUUCACAGAGUACAUGACAGGCAAGAAACUGCCACCAGGGGGCAUUCCAGGACUUGACCUCAGUGACCCCAAACAGCUGGCAGAGUUUGCAAGUCUCCAGCACAGGGACACAGCUCUGCUGCAGCACUCAAGAAUUAAGCCCAGAAAGCCAGCAGAUGAUGUGCCGCGGACAGUCCCAUGCCCUCACAAGGGUUGCAGUAAGAUGUUCCGAGAUAACUCGGCCAUGAGGAAACAUCUACACACACACGGUCCCCGAGUUCAUGUCUGCGCCGAGUGUGGGAAGGCAUUCGUGGAGAGCUCCAAACUCAAAAGGCAUCAGCUGGUCCAUACGGGAGAGAAACCCUUCCAGUGUACGUUUGAGGGCUGUGGCAAGAGAUUUUCUCUGGACUUUAACCUCCGGACUCACGUCAGGAUCCACACCGGUGACCGUCCGUAUGUCUGUCCGUUUGAUGGAUGUAACAAGAAGUUUGCCCAGUCCACAAAUCUCAAGUCUCACAUACUGACUCACGCAAAGGCUAAUAAUGUGAUAUCUGUACAGUUAGGCAGUGACAGUAAUAGCAGCGUAGAUCUAAAUCAAGCCACAGCGUAUCAACUGCCAUCUUCACAAGAGACAAUGCUAAUAGGGUAUGCCUAUGAAGAGCAAUGAUAUUAAAAUCUGAGAUACAUACAGGUUUUCUUUUUGGAGUAAUCCUUUGGACAUUUUGCCCUGAUACCAGCAAUCUGUGAAGAAUAUACAGACUUUGACUGAUGACCAUCAAGGUCAAGGUCAUUGUUGUCCAAACUUGGGUCUCGGACUUCGGCCUCGGGUUGUGGUCAGUGACUGUCUGCCUCAUUAACAUUUCAUCCUCAUGUAUUAUUUAUUAUGUUGUUCACUGUGGAGUGGAUUCAUUCGAGAAGUGCUUUUCUGACACUUGAUAAAGUUAAGCCAGUUGGAAUUGUGUCAUGCCUUUCUUCAAUUCGUCUCCAUAUAUUUAUUUGUUCAACACUGAUAAAUUGUCUUCAUGCACAGAAACUAUUUUGCUGCCCAACAAAAUACUUACAGAAAUUAGAGUGGUUACUGUUCCUGUUUAAUGUAGCCUUUUGAAGCGUUUUAUAAAAUAUUGAGACAUGUUAACAGAUUCUCUUGGUGUGUACAUACAUGUCAUAUCUUCACACAAUUUAUCCCGCUCUUUUCUGGCCGACACUGGGUUUCAUUAGUUUGUUUACAUAUAAACCCAUCACCACCAUUUCUACACCCCUCCCCCCUAACAUUCACACAUAUCCUAUCAAUGCAAACAACAAACUAAGUAUUCAGUAAGAAAAGCAGCAUUUUAACAUCAUAUUUUAAUGAUGUAUUGUUCAUGCCAGUGAGGGAUAGAUAUCAGUUUUAUACGGAACUAUUUAUUGUAAAUCUAACAUGUACAAUUUGACCUUUAACACUCACUUUAAUUUUUAAAAUUAUUUUGCUAAAAUUCAAACAAACUUGAGAUCAGAGAAAUCCCUCUCCAUUUCCUGUUUUUAAGUUUAUUUUUAUCUGAAUUAUUUGGUGCAACUGCUACGGUGUAUAAAACUUAAAGGGAGGCAAUAAAUUGUCAUUCCUCAAUGGUCUUCUCUUGAAAAUAAAAGUAACAAAAUAUU